AUGAAGACUCGUUUCCUCCUCAUCCCCCUGGUGGUGCUGUGUACCGUCGGGGUGUUCUCUAAAGACAAUUGUGUCCCAGACUGUUCAGGGAAGAAAGUUCUGGACAGGGUGACUGAUCCUCUCAACUGUACCAAGUACUUUAUAUGUGGAAAUUGUUCCGGCCCGGUGAAUUGUACCCCUAAGUGUGAGCCUCCAGCCUGUCACUUAACUUGCAACGGAUCUCUGGACUCAAUAUCUGACCCAAAUGACUGUGGCAUCUACUACAUCUGUUCAGCUGGCAACAUCUUAGGCCCAAUAUCCUGCCCAAAGGACAGACCUUACUUCGACGGGAAGACCUGUACCACCGACAGUAGCCAGUGUUGUUCUGGCCUGUGUACCCCUUACUGCCAGGCCGGGAUAGUAGAGGCCCCUGACCCCGUCAACUGCACCAACUACUACAUCUGUUCUCGUACGGGUCCAGCUGACGAGAAAUUACACUUCAGCUGCCCGUCUGGCGAGAACUUCGACGUGGCUCAAGGUCAUUGUAUCCCUGGUGCAAAAUGUACGAUAAUGUGUCCCAAGACCACCGUCCCUGGGAGCCACACCACACCAAGCGGAGGUGGGUCGUCAGUUAUGCCCACUACCGACUGUUUGGACAACAUGAAGUGUAAUGCUACUGGCUACUUUCCCAAGUGUGCCAGCUGUCAACAGGAUUACUUCCACUGUUGGAAGGUUCACGAGGACGCUCUUGUUGAGACCUGUACUGGCGACCUUGUCUUUAACACUGACCCGUCAUACCCUUAUUGUAUUGACCCAACCACCUGCCCCCGACACCGUUAACUCUCAGCUCACUAUAACCCUUCCCUACCGUUAACUCUCAGCUCACUAUGAGACUUCCCUACCGUUAACUCUCAGCUCACUAUAACCCCUCUACUGUUAACUCUCAGCUCAGUAUAACCAUUUACUACCGUUAACUCUCAGCUCACUAUAACCCUUCCUACCGUUAACUCUCUGCUCACUAUGAGCCUUCCCUACCGUUAACUCUCAGCUCACUAUAACCCCUUCUAGUUAACUCUCAGCUCACUAUGAGCCUUCCCACCGUUAACUCUCUGCUCUCUAUGAGCCUUCCCUACCGUUAACUCUCAGCUCACUAUAACCCUUCCUUACCGUUAACUC
Molecule: messenger RNA, 1155 nt
Organism: Homarus americanus (American lobster)
Lineage: Eukaryota; Metazoa; Arthropoda; Malacostraca; Decapoda; Nephropidae
Exons: 4
Coding region: 1-819 (272 amino acids)
Cellular component (GO): extracellular region
Molecular function (GO): chitin binding
Source: RefSeq, a predicted model, not a curated record